Molecule: messenger RNA, 1490 nt
Organism: Stereum hirsutum FP-91666 SS1
Lineage: Eukaryota; Fungi; Basidiomycota; Agaricomycetes; Russulales; Stereaceae
Product: family A1 protease
Exons: 17
Coding region: 1-1278 (425 amino acids)
Biological process (GO): proteolysis
Molecular function (GO): aspartic-type endopeptidase activity
Source: RefSeq, a predicted model, not a curated record
AUGUUUUCACCUGUAUAUCUCGUCUCUAUCAUUCUUGCCACAGCCUUGAAUGUCGCCGCCUCGCCCACUCACGUCGUCCGCGACUCACUGGUUACUCUCCCUUUUGCGAAGGUUGUCAAUGUCACCUCCCCGGCCCAUCUGAUUAAACACGGUCAAGCUCGUGCGAGACUACUUCGUGACAAGGCUCGGGCUAAGCAGCAGGGACUGAGCUCAGAUGCUGUUGUGAGCGCACCUGCAGAGAACGAGGCUGUUUCAUAUGUCGCCAACGUCGCGGUGGGAAGUCCUGCCACAACCUACCAGCUCAUUGUGGACACCGGCUCUUCGAACACAUGGGUUGGUGCGGGAAAAGCUUUCGUUAGGACAGGGACAAGCACCCCGACUAUCAAUGCUGUGUCUGUGACAUACGGGAGUGGCUCUUUCUUCGGGCAAGAGUUUACCGACCAAGUAAGCCUAGGGCCUGGGUUGACCGUCACCGAACAGUCCAUAGGAGUAGCGGAGGAGUCCACAGGUUUUGACGGGGUGGAUGGUAUUAUAGGAAUUGGUCCUGUUGACCUUACCGAAGGUACCCUCAUACCAAGUUUCUUCUCAACCAUCCCCACCGUGACGGACAACCUGUUCACUCAAGGAGCAAUCUCCGCUCGCGAAGUUGCUGUCUCCUUUGAGCCUACCACAAAUCUAACGAAUGUAAACGGGGAACUCACGUUCGGUGGGACUGACUCAAGCAAGUUCACUGGGGAUAUCACCUUCACGCCAGUCACCACGACUUCUCCUUCGAGCGAGUUCUGGGGAAUAGAUGAGUCCAUCACCUACGGUACUGAUGGUGCCUCUAUCCUCAGUACCACUGCAGGAAUAGUAGGCAAGUUACACAUUGCCGUCGACACCGGCACCACGCUCAUCCUGAUCGCGAGUGAUGCUUUGGCUCUCUAUGAGACUGCGACAGGAGCGGUACCCGAUAGCACGACAGGUCUCCUCCGGCUCACGACUGCUCAGUUCGCAAACCUCCAACCGCUGAACUUCAUCAUCAAUGGCGCGACCUUUACUCUUACUCCUAAUGCCCAGAUCUGGCCUCGUGCUCUCAACAGCGCUAUUGGUGGCACGGCGGACAAUGCUACCUUAGCAGUAUACUUGAUUGUCGGGGACAUCGGCGCAAACAGCGGUUCUGGUAUGGACUUUAUCAAUGGACAAACUUUCCUCGAGAGGUUCUACAGUGUCUUCGAUACCACUAACCAGCGCGUCGGGAUUGCGGCCACUCCGUUCACGACCUCCACGGUUAACUGAUCGGGAUGACUUGUGGAUAGUAUUUUUCGGGGAGGAUAUGAUGAUCUGCCACGAUGAGGUUUACCACACGUUCGUUUCAACUCUAACGUUGUGAAGGUAGAACGUGUAUGCACGAAUUUGUCUCAUGUUGCCAAAGAAACUUGAACAGGGGAGCUGAGACCAUCCCAUGGGAUGAAAGAGCCUGACAUGAGUACAGUCGACGGAGAAUCUUG